Molecule: messenger RNA, 1860 nt
Organism: Colletotrichum lupini
Lineage: Eukaryota; Fungi; Ascomycota; Sordariomycetes; Glomerellales; Glomerellaceae
Exons: 15
Coding region: 1-1860 (619 amino acids)
Source: RefSeq, a predicted model, not a curated record
AUGCGCCGCGACGAGGAAACGAACCAGUCCAGUCGAUCGACAAAAGCCAAGCAAGUCCAGUUAGAGCUUCCAAUAGCUUAUUCGGCUUCCAAAUCCCGAUUCUCACUGAAAGCGGGAAAGCAAGACGAACUCAUCCCAUCAGUACUUACCAACCAAGCCCCAAAAGAGCCAAGCGUGAUUCGGGCAUCUCAGACAGAAGAACCAGAGCCGUCGAGUCGUGUCUUUGUUCUCUGCCGUUCCCGUUGGCUCCGGGGAUUGCAAGCCGUCAAGCCUCUCAGCAGAAGCUGCAGUUGUAGCGGCGACCUAGACUCCUUGACUCCUCCAGAGAUUCAAGUCGACUCGUGGGAGCCCGCGAAGAUAGUAAGGCAUAUUCUCGUCAGGUCCCAUCCAUCACACGCACGGGCCUCUCCUUCCAAAGAAGAAGUGGAUGAGGGAGAAACCCCCGGUCAAAUCCAGAAAGACCCUUGCCGAAAUCUGGACCUUCCUGCCAAUGAUAGUCACAGCUGGCGCCGCUCAGUACCAACUGCUCUCGAAAGAAAUUGGCAAGCCUCGUUUGGAAAUUCUGUCGCCUCUUCCUCACCACAGUCCCACGGGAUGAUUGGCGACUACACCAUGCUGGCAUCGUCUUACCGUCCGCCAAACCCUUCACGUCUCGCUCUUCUUGGGGCGGCGCCCACUUUCGCCCUCGUCUGGACUCCGGCGCGCCGCUCACAGAUACUUUCUUUUCGCCUGACGAGCGAAUGGGGUGUGUCGUACGAAGUACUUGGGAGAUCAUUAAACAUCAGCUCGAUACGAUUAUGCAAUUCCACGCAUAGCAUGCUGGGCAGACCUUCCGACACGAAGCACUUUCGAUGGCACUCCAGCGCAAACGUAAAUCACCGAGGGAAAAGGCAUCCGAGCGGGCCCGUGCCAGCCAUCCUGCAAAAUAACGCGCACAAAAUGCAACCCUCAAGGGGCCUUCUCCAGAUGGAUGACGAAUUCAAGCUCAAGAAAGAUCAUCUGCCGAAGCGCUCAAGCCCCAUCUCUGAUCCCCCCAAGACACGCUCUCCUUGCACGGGUCGUCCCUGGAGUCUGGGACGGGAUAACUCGACAGCUCCUGGUCGCUCCUCGGCUGUGUUUGACGAGGGGACAGAUCCGUAUGGCGAUAGCUGUCGCACAUACUCUAGCACAAGCGCUACGCCUGCCCCGGGGGCCGAAGUGGGCGGUUUGCCGGGGCGGGGACUUGGUCUCAUGGCACCAAGUCUCUGUUCAGUAUCUUCCGCGACGCGAUUCAUCUGUGGCGGCUUCGCAUUUUCUUCUAUCAGGGGCCUCCUUGGUUCCGCGACGGAGAAAAAAGAUCUCAAAUCAAAAGAAGCAGAACACGCCGAAAGCCCCGCGACCCAGCCCGAUGCUGCCUUGGUCUACGGAUACAUGAACGGCGAUCUAAUUACCUAUGGCUUCCGCCUGGUGGAGGCAAAGCUGUUGGUGCUUGGCAUGAGAUUGUCAGUGCAGCCUGCAAAGUAUCCAUACACUCUGUCGCCGGACAUCAACGAAGCGCCAGCCGCGCUAACGAAUGGGCCUCAUCAACAAAUGGCGUACAAUCUUUGCGAAAAAGCUCAGCACGUCAAUCUGUCUCCCGUGGCCUGGAACUGGAGCCUCGAACUCCGCCUGUCAUUUACAGCAGACGCGGCCCGACUUGCACUACCGCCAUUGUCUGAAAAGCGCCACAUCCAUCAGGGCGCUUUGACCCGCCGCUCUGGAUACCAGGAGAAUCUGGCAGUUUGGGUGACGCUGGCACGAACCUGGCUGGCUCCUUCGGGGCCGGAGCACUCAGCGACUUUAGAUAUCUCGUCCGUGUUAAGGCCUGGCUACCUGUAUUAA